GGCUUCUGCAUCUGUGAUUCGAAUCGAUCGGUGGAAGAAAAGAAAAACUCUUGGUGAAGCAACUGAGGUCCACGUGACAUUUUUAUUUUUUUUUUUUUAUGAAGAUGGCAUUUAUUAAAGUGGAAAGUGAAGACAUGAAGAUUGAAGAAGCAUUCAGAGUGAAACAAGAAGAUACUGAGGAACAAACAGACCUGAUGCCGUUCAAAGAAGAGAGUCAGGAACUGAACGAUGCAAAGGAAGAGAAAUAUCUGGAUGAGAAACAUUAUGAUUUCAUGACUGAAGAAAAAUCUUUUAAUUGCUCACAGACUAAAAAGGUUUCCAAACGAAAAAGAACAAGAAAGCCAGUAAAUAGAAGUAAUUUCACCUGCCAGCAGUGUGGAAAGAGUUUCGCUGGAAAAGCAAACCUUGAAGUCCACACGAGAAUUCACACUGGAGAAAAGCCUUUCACCUGUGAACAGUGUGGAAAAAGAUUCACUGAAAAAGGAAACCUUAAAAUUCAUAUGCGAAUUCAUACUGGAGAGAGCUCUUUUGCCUGCCAACAGUGUGGAAAAAGUUUUAAUCAAAAAGGAACCCUUAAAAGCCACAUGAGAAUUCACACCGGAGAGAACCCUUUCACCUGCCAACAGUGUGGCAAAAGUUUUAAUCAAAAAGGAAUCCUAAAAAGCCACAUGCGAUUUCACACCGGAGAGAGGCCUUACGCAUGCCUUCAGUGUGGAAACAGUUUUAAACAUAAAGUAACACUUAAUACCCACAUGAGAACUCACACUGGAGAGAAGCCAUUUGUAUGUGGUCAGUGUGGAAAGAGCUUCAGAUGUAAAGUAAACCUUGACUGCCACAUGAGGGUUCACUUAAAAGAGAACAGUUUUAUAUGUCAUCAGUGUGGAAUGAGUUUCCCAGACAGCAAUAACCUUAAGAAUCAUGUAAUAACUCACACUGGAGAGAAGCCUUUUAUGUGCCAUCACUGUGGAAAAAGUUUCCCUCAUAAAGGAAGCCUUAAAAUCCACAUGAGAAUUCAUAAUGAAGAGAGCCCUUUCUCUUGCCAACAGUGUGGGAAAUUUUUCACAGUUCAUGGGAACCUAAAGGUUCACAUGAGACUUCAUACUGGAGAGAGACCUUAUACGUGUCUUGAGUGUAAAAUGAGUUUCAGAUAUAAGAGAGACCUAAAACAUCAUUUGCAAACUCAUUCUGGAAAUAAAUCUUAAUGUUCCUUAAUGCAGGAAGAGGUUUGGGAAACUGAGCAAAAAUCACCUGCACAUUAACUCUGGAGGAACGAUCAUUUAAUUAUGACUUGUGUAAAAAGAAAUGUUUGCCAUUACACUUACAGAUACAAGUUACAUAGAUGUGAGACGGUGUGUGUGCUUGUUUAUGCUACAUUGUGGGGACCAAUUGUCCCCCCGAGGAUAGUAAAUCCUGAAAUUUUUAAACCAGCCUGCCGUCCCCAUGAGGGAAAAAAUUAUUUGAAAAAAUAGUAAAUGAUUUAUCUAAAGGCGUAACAAUGCAAACAGGUUAAGGGGUAGGGGAUAGAAAUUAUAAGAUUCAGAUUAGUAUGUCAGAAUCAGAGAAAUAGAGGAAUAAACUUACAUCUUUCUGUAAAAUGGCACAAUGUAAGUGAAAAUUAUAAAUAAACACAGGUGACACGGAGGAGACGAAUUGUUGAA
Molecule: messenger RNA, 1658 nt
Organism: Cyprinus carpio (common carp)
Lineage: Eukaryota; Metazoa; Chordata; Actinopteri; Cypriniformes; Cyprinidae
Biological process (GO): regulation of transcription by RNA polymerase II
Molecular function (GO): DNA-binding transcription factor activity, RNA polymerase II-specific; RNA polymerase II cis-regulatory region sequence-specific DNA binding
Source: RefSeq, a predicted model, not a curated record